Molecule: messenger RNA, 777 nt
Organism: Bactrocera oleae (olive fruit fly)
Lineage: Eukaryota; Metazoa; Arthropoda; Insecta; Diptera; Tephritidae
Source: RefSeq, a predicted model, not a curated record
UUAUAUUUUCAACUGUGCCGAUCAAAUGUUAUAUCAAAUACCCGUACAUAUGUUCGACGUAUUAAACGCAGACACUUUCAAUCAGGGUUUGUGUGUUUUGAAUGCUCUGUAUUGGUUGGUAGUAGGCGCUUGACGGAAACGACGGCGAUAGCGAUAUUAGUUGUGUGUUCACAGUUCUACGUGCAUGGUUAAUUUGGCCUGCGGUUGUUCGAUAUUUUCGGCGUAGCGAUAAUGAGUAAUAAACAUUCGAAAAACACCGAAAAGCUUGUGUUGCUUUCACUUUUUCUCUGCACACUCAGCACAUUGCCAGCGUUAUCUGGUGCGGUAUCUUUAACGUGGGGUCAUGUGGGCAAGUAUGCCUCACCUAUUUACGAUGAAGAAAUUAAGCUCACUGAUAACAAACCGAUAGUUAAAGUUACAUAUCCACAACAGGGUGACACCAAUCAGUACAUCAUAACCGCAAUACACGCAUUCGACGCAAAAACACCACUGUACACGACAGCAGACGCUGAACGCGCCGCCGAUGCACAUUUGGCAACCGUGAAUUCUGCAAGGGUAACGGUUUUGCGCGGUGGCAUUGGCUUUAAUUACACAACAUUACAAUUUGAAAUGCCAACGCCCGCUUAUCAGCUAUCAGCUGCAGACAGUGCUCCGAGCAUUGGCGGUGACCCUGAUGGCGGUAACGCUGCGAGGCGUGGUAAUAACUUACGGGCACACUAUCAGCUUGUUAUUUACGGCAUUGAUUUAUAGCAUAAAUAAACUUAAUUUAUUAAAUUA